GGGCUCGCGGACGGAGUGCGGGAGAGAGAGAGAGAGAGGGCGGGUGUGCGCGCGCGCCAGUCAGCGAGCGAGCGGCAGGCAGCGGCGGCUUCAGUUAUAGCAACUGUUGCCUUGUGAAUAAAGCGCCGUAGUCCUGGCGACUGUUACCCACCAACAACUGCUCACAACAACAGCAACCCAGGUUUCUGUCAAUUUCAGUGCCAGAGCCUAGAGGUGAACAGCAGGAGUCACAAUAACCCAAUAUGCAGACCUCUGAGGCUGGUUCAGACACCACAUCAACAGUGACUUUACAGACCUCAGUUGCAGGACAGCAGGCAGUGCAGGCCCAAGUGGUACAACAAGUACCUGUUCAGCAGCAGGUACAACAGGUGCAGCACGUUUACCCAACCCAGGUGCAGUAUGUGGAAGGGAGUGAUGCUGUUUACACCAAUGGAACUAUACGCUCAACUACCUACCCUUACUCAGAGGCCCAAAUGUAUAGCCAGAACGCGGGAGGAACAUAUUUCGACUCCCAAGGAAAUUCUGCCCAGGUGACAACGGUGGUCUCGUCCCACAACAUGGUGGGCACUGGCGGUAUUCCAAUGGGCGUUACAGGCGGUCAGAUAAUCAGCAGCUCAGGGGGUGCCUAUCUCAUCGGCAGCUCAAUGGAUGGAUCUAAUCACCCAGUUAGCCACACGACACGUGCUUCUCCAGCAACUAUUGAAAUGGCGAUUGAGACACUCCAAAAGUCUGAUGGUUUGACAGCUCACAGAAGUACUCUUCUCAACAGCCAUCUUCAGUGGUUAUUGGACAACUAUGAGACAGCAGAAGGUGUCAGCCUUCCUCGAAGUACUCUUUACAACCACUAUCUGCGUCAUUGUCAGGAACAGAAGCUUGAUCCAGUCAAUGCAGCUUCUUUUGGAAAACUCAUUCGUUCCAUUUUCAUGGGUUUGCGCACUAGGCGUCUCGGCACAAGGGGAAACUCUAAAUAUCACUAUUAUGGCAUCCGGAUUAAACCAGACUCCCCACUAAAUCGCUUACAGGAGGACAUGCAGUACAUGGCUAUGAGACAACAACCAAUGCAUCAAAAGCAGAGAUAUAAACCUAUGCAGAAGUUGGAUGGAAUGGGAGAUGGCUUUGCAGGAAGUGGCCAACAGAUUCCUAACUCUGCAGAGCAAACCAUUGUAGCACAGAGUCAACACCAUCAGCAGUUUCUUGAUGCCUCUCGCGCUCUUCCUGAAUUUGUAGAACUUGAGGUUGCAGAUAUUCCAUUAUUGGAUGGCAUCACCCUUGAGGAUAUCAGAACAUUACAGAUUCUUUAUAGAGAGCACUGUGAGGCAAUACUGGAUGUUGUAGUGAAUCUUCAGUUUAGCCUAAUUGAAAAGCUAUGGCAAACAUUCUGGCACUAUAGUUCAUCGACUUCAACUGAAGGGACAACUAUCAGUCAAACUAGUGAGAAUGAGAUAGAAGGUAGACUCCCGAAGGCAAAGCUCACUGCUCUGUGCAAGAAUGACUCCGUCCUCAAGUGGAUGUGUACCUGCGAUCAUAUAAUGUACCAGGCUUUGGUGGAAAUCCUUAUUCCAGACGUCCUUAGACCUAUUCCUAGUGCCUUGACCCAAGCCGUUCGCAAUUUUGCAAAAAGCCUCGAAGGAUGGCUGACAAAUGCCAUGAACAAUAUUCCACAGCAAAUGGUUCGCACCAAGGUUGGAGCUGUAAGUGCCUUUGCUCAGACACUGCGUAGAUAUACGUCCCUCAAUCAUUUAGCUCAAGCUGCUCGAGCUGUGCUGCAAAACACAUCUCAAAUUAACCAGAUGCUCAGUGACCUCAAUCGUGUAGACUUCGCCAAUGUCCAGGAGCAGGCUUCCUGGGUAUGUCAGUGCGAUGACAGCACAGUACAAAGACUGGAACAUGACUUCAAGAUGACCCUCCAGCAGCAAAGUACCCUGGAGCAGUGGGCUGCUUGGCUUGAUAAUGUGGUAACACAGGUGUUGAAGCCAUAUGAAGGAAGUCCUAAUUUUCCCAAAGCUGCCCGUCAAUUUCUGCUUAAGUGGUCCUUUUAUAGUUCCAUGGUUAUCCGAGACCUGACCCUACGGAGUGCAGCAAGUUUUGGUUCUUUCCAUCUGAUUCGUCUGUUAUAUGAUGAAUAUAUGUUUUAUCUGGUGGAACACAGAGUGGCUCAAGCUACUGGGGAAACACCUAUAGCAGUGAUGGGAGAGUUUACUGAUCUCAGUGGUAUGUCCCCAGUAAACAUGGAUAAAGAUGAAGGAAGUGAGGUUGACAGCGAAAUGGAUGAUGAAUUGGAAGAUUCUGGAGAACCACCAUUCAAGAGGGAAAAAAUAGACCUUAACCAGACACUACAGGGUGUCUGUGUAGCUCCAUCUCUCAACAGCAGCAUGCAACACGACCCUCUGAUCCCUCUACAUGCUGAACAAAUCAUUACAAGUGUGGCUAGUGCCAGGCACUGCAGCACUGUUGGAAGCACAUACACGGCAGUCUAAACAAUAAUUUGACCAUUCGUUGAUUAUCCUUCUCUUAUUUACUUCAAGCCUGAAGUCUGACUGUGUUGUGGCUUCAGCUAUUGAGAUGACACAUACUGCUAUGCUGAAUGUUACUCUCAUACACUAACUAGGUGUAUAUAGGUUUUGUUUUUGGAUUAUUUUUGGUCCCAUAUUGAUCAUGUUGACUAAAGGGACUCAGUAGACAUUGCAAUUGUAAUUGAUGAACUUCUAACAGUAUAAGUUGUUUUGUUUAGUUCAGUUUUUGAUUGAAAAUAUAUUCUUAUACAUACGACAGGAUAUGCUCACUUGACAGCAGAAGUACCUAAAGGUCAGGGCUAGAAUCCAACAAUAUCCUGUUAUCUCACUGCUGAUUUUAUCUUUCUUUUGGUUUGAAUCUGUUUCAAAAGGAUCCAGGAUUAUAGUUCUGCGUUGUUUGAAUGCACUUGAAUAAGUUACAAUAGGACAAAGCUGUACUUAUCACUACUUAUACAUUAGGUGGUUCCAUCAUUCAUGCAUUAUGUGUAUUUUAGAAAUAACUUAAGCCAAACAUUGUAAUGAAUGAGUAAUGGUUACUUUUUGGAUUGGAGACGUGGCAUGGUAAUCAUCAACAGUAUUUUUGACCAAAGUGUUUGCUUAAGUAACAAUUCUUGUGCCUCACCACCAUUAAUGCCUCAGAUUUCUAGUAAUUUUGCUGUUACCUCAAAGAUUAGUGUAACUACAUUCUAUUAAUUUACG
Messenger RNA from Hemiscyllium ocellatum (epaulette shark), 3212 nucleotides. RefSeq names its product regulatory factor X, 3 (influences HLA class II expression) (gene rfx3). Gene Ontology annotation, cellular component: nucleus. Gene Ontology annotation, biological process: regulation of transcription by RNA polymerase II. The transcript is spliced from 18 exons. NCBI's taxonomy places the organism in Eukaryota, Metazoa, Chordata, Chondrichthyes, Orectolobiformes, Hemiscylliidae. The coding region runs from base 243 to 2477 and encodes 744 amino acids. The record is from RefSeq and is a predicted model, not a curated record. Gene Ontology annotation, molecular function: RNA polymerase II cis-regulatory region sequence-specific DNA binding; DNA-binding transcription factor activity, RNA polymerase II-specific.